AUGCCGAAGUUCAUCACCCAUGAACCGUUGGCGAACAACUGGUUCAACAUGAAUCACACGACGGGAUCUGGACAUUUGCAACCUUGGGCCACACCUUUGACUAAUCGGGAGGAUGUGCUUCUGUUGCUAGUCGACAGAAUGGAGAAGGAUUACCUUGCCCUGAGCCCCAAGAUGCGAAAAGCCUAUGGAAAAGAUGUCGAAGCUCUCCAGCGAGUGUGCGCAGCAUUCCUGGCAGCCAAAGAACGCUACCAGGAGCUUGUCCCUGCAGCUUUCUUUGAGAGAACCAUGCAGGACAUUAAGAAUGCGCUAUCAAAGCAGCUCCUCGAUGCCACCUGGGGCCAGACGGAGCUCAAUUUCCAGCAAGAUCUUCAAAAGCUGAGCAAUUGGGCUCAGACUUUUGAUUUGUUCAGCCAGCAGCAGGCCAUGAUGGACUUCAAGUACUUGAAUGACCGGUAUGUGAAAGGGAAAGAAAGGGUGGAAACUCUUUUGCUGGAAAAGCACAAGCUGUUGGCUCAUGAGAGCCUCAUCAUGGGGCUGUCACCCAUUGUGGAGAUGCAAGAGCAAUUGGGGAGCGAUGGUCUGACCGUCUUGAUAUUCGAUUGCACAUUGUGGCCUCAGCGUGCAAUGGCAGUGGACGAAGCAGUUCAGAUUUGCCAAAGUGUUUCCUCCGGCAACCCACGCACCGUGUGCUGGUUUAUGCUGCCACAGUGGCAUUCUUCGACUGCAAAGUGCACGGUUUUGAAAAACCGACGGUUGGUGGAAGAUAAAGUUGUAGCGUGCAUGGAUGUGUACGAGGUGGCAGUGAAUUUCGCAGACAGCGCCCACGGGGGCCUUGCGGCUAUGGUGUCGCAGGGUGCUUCGAACACCAAUGUCUGGGCAAAGAGCCGGGCACUUUUGGGUUCUAUUUCGGGUGUUGAGCGCGCUCGCGUCAAUGAGCUUGUGAACCCAGAACCGGAGAAGCCUUUGGCGCCUCACUGGCGUGUUCAGCAAAGAGGAGUAGCGGCUACCAAAUCGGUGUUGCUCCAGCUGCUUGAUGGGAUGACUUCGGGUCUGAACUUUCCAGUCCUGGUUGUCGACCUCUUACCAUCCAGGUUCUGUGAAUGGAGUUCUGCCUGUUGGGAAAUCCAGAAAGACAACCUCUUGGGCACCAACCUUGAUCUGGAUUUGCGAUUCCUUGCCCUGUACCACAACGAUGACUCGGUUCAUUUGACCUCCGCGAAGGAAUGCUUGGUGGGCAGGGCAAUGGGCCAAUGGUGGGACCGAUCCAACGAAGCGGGGCCCCGGUCUCGUGAGAACACCAGGAUUGCUGACAUGGUCGCCGAAAAGUUCAAGGAUACCCACAGCGACUCUUUGAAGAAGAUGACGGAUGAAUUGGAAGAGCAACAGGUGAUCCAAACCGCUUUGAAGGGAGUGGGCAACCCAUCCGCAACACCUGGUACCAGUGAAGGGCAACAAUGUCCCCGCACUUCCGCUUCCCCCGAAUGGUGUGGCGAUUUUCCGUGGAAUUUCCGGAAGCGCAUGUCACACACUGGGAUUUCCAUUGCUGAUUUCGAGGGUGGGAACUCGGUGGAUGCCUGUGCAGUUCUGGCAAGAGAACCCCAACUUCGAGUGUGCUUCACUACUUUGGGAAACAUGUGGAUUCUGAACAAGGGGGAUGCCGCCGUGACCUUGAGUGCUGGUGAGCUCUUUGGCUUCAAUCUUGGCAGCUAUGUUGAGAUCCCCACAGCUACAGCCGCGGCAGCCACCGACAGCUUGCCUUGGUGCUUGGGUGAUGACAAAUCCUUGGUGAGCUUAGUGAAAACGGAGAACGGGCAGACCACCAAGGUCAUUUCCAGCGUCGCAGAGCUGAUGUGCAACAUCACCAAAGAGCGUGGAAUCACAGAAAUGAGAUUGGUUGACCAUGACAUGCAGCCUAUGCUCAAGGCAAGGUCUCUCACUAAUCGUUUCUAG
Messenger RNA from Cladocopium goreaui, 1950 nucleotides. The record is from the annotation of a GenBank genome assembly. NCBI's taxonomy places the organism in Eukaryota, Dinophyceae, Suessiales, Symbiodiniaceae.